Cyprinodon variegatus (sheepshead minnow) is the source of this 2948-nucleotide messenger RNA. RefSeq names its product coatomer protein complex subunit gamma 2 (gene copg2). Gene Ontology annotation, biological process: protein secretion; endoplasmic reticulum to Golgi vesicle-mediated transport; organelle transport along microtubule. Bases 107 to 2353 code for a protein of 748 amino acids. The record is from RefSeq and is a predicted model, not a curated record. The transcript has 22 exons. NCBI's taxonomy places the organism in Eukaryota, Metazoa, Chordata, Actinopteri, Cyprinodontiformes, Cyprinodontidae. Gene Ontology annotation, cellular component: COPI vesicle coat; endoplasmic reticulum-Golgi intermediate compartment; endoplasmic reticulum. Gene Ontology annotation, molecular function: structural molecule activity.
GACGCCAUCUACAGGAAAUCAGUUUUCAUUUUGGCUACGUGGAAGUAGCUCCCGGUACAGCCCAGACUGAGAGCGUCUGCUUGUCCUUCAACUGCAUUCAGUCAAAAUGAUUAAAAAAUUUGAUAAGAAGGACGAAGAAUCGGGAAGUGGAUCAAAUCCUUUCCAACACCUGGAGAAGAGUGCAGUCCUGCAAGAGGCGCGUAUCUUCAAUGAGACCCCUAUCAAUCCAAGAAGAUGCCUCCACAUCCUCACCAAGAUCAUCUACCUUCUCAAUCAGGGAGAGCAUUUUGGGACCACAGAAGCCACUGAGGCUUUCUUUGCAAUGACAAGGCUGUUCCAGUCUAAUGAUCAAACCCUGAGGAGGAUGUGCUACCUGACUAUUAAAGAGAUGGCAAACAUCUCUGAGGAUGUCAUCAUUGUCACCAGCAGUCUAACUAAAGACAUGACUGGUAAGGAGGAUGUAUACAGAGGUCCAGCCAUUAGAGCCCUGUGCAGGAUUACAGAUACCACCAUGCUGCAGGCCAUUGAACGGUACAUGAAGCAGGCUAUUGUGGACAAAGUGCCCAGUGUGUCCAGUUCAGCUCUGGUCUCCUCUCUGCACAUGGUGAAGAUGAGCUACGAUGUGGUGAAGCGCUGGGUGAAUGAAGCCCAGGAGCUGGCUCCUGCUGUUUCAGUGCUCCAGCUCUUCUGCAGCUCCCCUAAAGCCGCCUUGAGAUAUGCUGCUGUCAGGACCCUCAACAAGGUUGCCAUGAAACACCCAUCAGCUGUGACUGCAUGCAACUUGGACCUGGAGAACCUGAUCACAGAUUCCAACCGCAGCAUUGCAACUCUGGCCAUCACUACGCUCCUGAAGACUGGCAGUGAGAGCAGCGUGGACCGCCUCAUGAAACAGAUCUCCUCCUUUGUCUCUGAAAUUUCUGAUGAGUUCAAGGUGGUGGUGGUGCAGGCCAUCAGCGCCUUAUGUCAGAAGUAUCCCAGGAAGCACAGCGUCAUGAUGAACUUCUUAUCAAACAUGUUGAGAGAUGAUGGUGGCUUUGAGUACAAGCGAGCCAUUGUGGAUUGCAUCAUUAGCAUCAUCGAGGAGAAUCCUGAGAGCAAAGAGACGGGUUUGGCCCACCUGUGUGAGUUCAUUGAGGACUGUGAGCACACAGUGCUGGCCACAAAGAUCCUGCACCUGCUUGGCAAAGAGGGACCGCGGACCCCGCAGCCCUCCAAGUACAUUCGCUUCAUAUUCAACCGGGUGGUGCUGGAGAGCGAGGCGGUCCGUGCAGCUGCUGUGAGCGCUUUGGCUAAAUUUGGUGCUCAGAAUGAUGAUCUUCUGCCGAGCGUCCUGGUUCUGAUGCAGAGGUGUAUGAUGGACAGUGAUGAUGAGGUGCGAGAUAGAUCUACCUUCUACAUGAACGUGUUGCAGCAGAAGCAAAAAGCUCUGAAUGCUGCGUACAUCUUUAAUGGGUUGUCCGUGUCCAUUCCCGGUCUGGAAAAGUCCCUCCACCAGUACACUCUGGAGCCCUCAGAGAAACCUUUUGAUAUGAAGUCUGUACCUCUGGCAACAGCUCCAAUCACAGAGCAGAAAACAGAAAUUGCUCCUGUUGCUACAAGCAAACUGCCAGAAAAGUUGGGUCCAUCACGCCAGGACAUCUACCAAGAGCAACUUGCAUCCAUCCCAGAAUUCCAGACCCUCGGCCCGUUAUUCAAGUCGUCAGAAGCAGUACAGCUGACAGAAGCUGAGACAGAAUACGUGGUUCGCUGCAUCAAGCACACAUUCGCCCGACACAUGGUGUUCCAGUUCGACUGCACAAACACUUUGAACGACCAGCUGCUCCAAAAGGUUGUAGUACAGAUGGAGCCAUCAGAGGCUUACGAGGUGGUCCACUACAUCCCAGCACCCAGCCUCCCCUACAGCCAGCCUGGGUCCGCCUACACUCUGGUGCAGCUGCCUGACGACGACCCUACUGCCGGUAUGAAGGCUGGAUUUGUUUUAACUAACGUCCCGACUUUUAUACUUAAAUUUAGUGUCAAUUCUGUCUUCUUGAAACCUAAUUUUGGAGCAGCGUGGGAGGAAGUGGGAGACGAGUACGAGAAGGAAGAGACGUUCGCUCUGGCGUCUGUGCGAACGCUGGAUGAGGCGGUGGGGAACAUCAUCAGCUUCCUGGGAAUGCAGCCUUGUGAACGCUCCGACAAAGUUCCAGAAAAUAAGAACUCUCACGUCCUCUUCCUUGCUGGCGUUUUCCGAGGAGGCCACGACGUGCUGGUUCGGGCUCGUCUGGCGCUGGCUGAUGGCGUGACCAUGCAGGUGACGGUCCGCAGCAGUGAGGAGACCGUUGUCGAUGUGAUCCUGGCCUCUGUCGGCUAGAAAUCUGAACCCAUCACAGCCAUUUAGCAUGUAACAACCCUAAUCCAUCUCUUUGUCAGUCCUUAAACUCGUUCUUGUGGCUAUGUCAACCAGAUAAAUGUUUUAUAUCUUCUAUAUAAACUAAAACAUUUCUGUCUUAUUUUUUUCCAUCUUCUGUUCUUAGAAAAUAUUGUUUCAUUCAGUUUCACAAUAAAGUAAAUCAGAAUGCAAUUAAGACUUUUUUUUAACAAAAUUACUUAUAUAAAAAGAGUUAACAUUUAGCAUGAUGUAGAAAAUGAAAUCAAAAGUAAUUCAGAAUGUUGGAUUCAACAGAUAUGAACAAUAUUACAGUAGUUGAUCAUCUCAGGUUUCUAUAAACGUGCAUUUGUUUUCCUCAGACUUCACUUUAGCUCCUAACAUUCCUCACUGAGGGUUGAAAAUCAUUUUGAUCUGGUUUUGAUUACUCACACAAGGUGCCUGUGUCAGAUCUGUUCAGAAAGAGUGGAUGAAAUUAAAAUAAGCUUUUAGGAAGCCGAUGGGGUCCUCCAGCUGAGGGUAGUGACUGAUGUGGUCGUCCAGAAUUGUGAUGGUCGACGUCUUCACCAGAUACCUGCAA